Messenger RNA from Mucor mucedo, 804 nucleotides. RefSeq names its product 4-dihydrotrisporin dehydrogenase. Lineage: Eukaryota; Fungi; Mucoromycota; Mucoromycetes; Mucorales; Mucoraceae. The record is from RefSeq and is a predicted model, not a curated record. Bases 30 to 746 code for a protein of 238 amino acids. The transcript has 3 exons.
AUUAAACAAUCAUAUAAAGAAAGAAAAAGAUGACUUUAACCUAUGUUAUUACAGGUGCUUCACGGGGACUUGGACUUGAAUUUGUAAAACAAGUGUCUUUGCAAGGUCAUCUUGUGUUUGCUUUAGCUCGUCACCCUGAAUCUUCUGAACCUCUUCAGGCCUUACUGAAAGAUCGUGAAAAUGUCAUUGCUGUCAAAAUGGAUACGACUUGUGAAAAUUCAAUCAAGGAAGCUGUAGAAAAAGUAAGUCAAAGAUGUGCUGGAGCCAUCGAUAUUUUAAUCAAUAACGCUGGUAUCAAUGGUCCCAAAACUUUCAAUGUUGAAAACACUCCAAAGAAAGAAUAUGUGCGAAUUUUCGAAACCAACGUAGGUGGUGUUUCGGAUGUGACACAAGCAUUUUUACCUUUACUGCGACAAGGAACAACGAAAAAGAUUUUGAAUAUUUCCUCUAUUUUGGGUUCCAUCACAAAUAUUGCGACUGCCAAUCCGGGUGGACAUGGAUCUGCUUAUGAUGUGAGUAAGACAGCAUUAAAUAUGUUGACAAAAUUGUUUGCCAAUCAUUUGGCCAAGGAAAAUUUUAUUGUGUAUUCGACACAUCCCGGUUGGGUCAAGACCGAUAUGGGUGGAGAGAGUGCGCCAGUGGAACAAGCGGAUUCUAUUGCUGGUAUGUUAAAGGUGUUGGAUACCAUUCAACCACAGGAUAAUGGUAGUUUUUACAAUUAUACUGGUUCAAAACUUGAAUGGUGAAAAAUAUAAAGUCAUUUCUACUCAAAUAUUUAAAAAUAAAAAUUGGGUCGAGUUCGUC